UGUUGAAAACAGACGUUGUUGACAUGACACCUGCGAACAACCGCAGAGUAAACUAUAACUGACAAGCCUCGGAUAUUGAUGAAGCUUUUAUACGUGGUUUUUACACAGGGGGACGCAAUAUACUGAACAUGGAGUUAUCGCAACUUAUAAAGAAAAUAGGCCACUCUUUGGCGGAGAUAAGAGUCCGAGCAUUGAAGAGCAUCAUAUGCAAGCUGGACCAUUCACUGAUCUCCGUCUCUGACAUCGUCCAAGAGAAGAUGCUGUUUGUGUAUCUGCUUGAAUGGUUCAAUUUCCCUGAGGUGCCAAUGCAGGAGGAAGUUCUUGGGUUGCUCUCAACUUUGUCAAAGCAUCCUAGUGCAGCCCAGAUGCUGAGAGACGUUGGGGCGGUGGACUUCCUCACUCAACUGUCUCCUAAUGUGGAGCCCAGACUGCGAGCUGUCAUCGAUGGAACCCUGGACCAGCUGUUCCAGCUACCUGAGCUACUCCCUAGUCAUAUAAUGGUCUACUCGCAUGGACAGCGUACUACAGCUCCAACAGCACCUGCAGUUGUUCCACCUGAAGAGCAAUUUCCUAAAAUGGGCUUUUUCCACAAAAGCAUACCAAGCCACACAGAUGUACCACCUCAGAAAAUAGCAGUGCACGAGUCUGUGAGAUGCCUCAAGUUUUCUGUGUUUCCAUGGCUGACUUUGACAAACACAGACAGACACAUACUUUCAUCCAAUGAGAGUUCUCUAAGGAGCAGCAACCCCAACUUGGUGCGGACCACAUGUGAACUUCUGUGUGAUGUCAUUAUGCAAGAUUUUCCUGCUGAGAUCUUCCUGCAAAGGCCCAGUAUUAUAAAGAACCUCCUCUCCCUGUUGAGGCUGGGUUCGGGUAAAGGUGAGGCAAGCUACCUCCACUUGCAGGCUCUCUCGUGCCUGCGGCAGCUUUGUGUGGGCCUAAGGAGAAGACUCCGCUUUCAUCAAGAUCCAAGCUUCUACUCUACAAAGCAAGAUCCAGUGUCCCAGAACUCGUCUUUCUCCCACUCCCAAGAGGUGCGGGGGACCCAGCGUUCCCAGGCCUCAUCUCCAGGGGCUGAGUGCUCCCCUCGGCCCUCUGUGGUGGGACGCAGAGGCCAGAGAGCCAGAGGAGACGGCCAAGAUGGAGAUGCAGCUUCCACCAGUGGCAGCUCGCACAGAGGUGGAGCAGCAGUCCAGGCCCCUGGGCAGACGCCCCAGUCACCCGCAGAUGUGGCCCACUUGGAGCUUCCUGACCUGGGUGUAGAAGAUGUCCUGGAGCUGCAGUUACAGCAGCUCACUUUGGCUCAGUUCACAGUGGCCACCAUGGAGCAUGCCAUACCUCUGCUUAAAACAGAGGGUUUGCAUGUGUUCCACCGUGUUCUGGAGCUGCUGUGCGAUACCGUCCCCCUGCUCGAGGACAGUGUUUGUGAGCUGGUCUGGGACGAUCGCAGCCUGGUGGGGAUGGAGCUGAAGGAAAAGCUGCGAGGCUGCAUGGAACUGUUGGGGGACAUCCUGAGCUACCAUCAGAGCUUUCCAGCAGACAUUCCCCACAGCUGUCAGCUUCAUCACAGAAUGGCCUACACUGGCACUGCUAUAUUCACCGUUAAACUCCUACAGACUAUCCUCCCUCCUGAAAAGGCUAGUGACAAUCUCCCAGAAAACACAGCAACAGCUAUUUUCCACCUGUGCUUGGACACUUCGUUUGGAAGUUUAUUACCCAGCAUGCAAGAAACAGCAGUGGCCUACUUGGAGCAGGUGAACUCAGACAGCCACGACCUCUACAGGAGGGUGACACGAGCCGCCCUCUGGAUGGAGUCUACUUGCAACUUCCUCAAGGAAGUGCAAGCUGAGGGAGAAAAGAAUUGGUUGGAGUUACUGGAGCUGGCAGAGCAAGCCAUAGACGGCCUUCCAUUUCACCAGCACUUACCAAUCAUCAAGGAAUGUGUGCACAUCUGCUCCUACCUGUGGAAGUUUGACCAGCCCAGCCCCCUCCUCCAGACAGAGAGCCAGAAACUUCUCCUCAAGCUGCUGUCCCAUCCCUUACCACCUGUCAAGACGGAAACAUACGAAAGCACUUUAAACCUGGUCAAGGGCUGCCUUGGCAUCCAGAAUGUGUCACGACAGGAAGCAGCAGCCUGCGGUGCAGUCAACUUUCUUAUCCACCACAGGGUGCUCUAUGAAAUAAGUGCUUUUGGACUUCAGGAUUCUUCAGAGAAGGUGAACAUUGCUGCCAAGGAUAUCCUGCUAUUCCUGCUCAAAGGACGAUUGAUGAUGACAGCGUCAACCUGGGACAGAUUCAAUGAGGCACUUUACCCGGUCAUGCCCAUAUUACAGGGUUACGCCGGCACUGAAGAGUCACUUGGAAACUGUGUCCUGCUGGUAAGUGACAUGUCGGACACGGCGAGAGAGAACGUGUUUCCAAGCACAGCCAAGCUGAAAGCGGCGCUCCGACUCCUUUUCACCAAACAACCCACUGUGAGAAUAGCAGCAGUGCAACAAAUCCUGCCCCACUUAACUGGCGAUGAUGAUGCUAACACAGCCAGACCAGACCUGGAUCAACCAGUGAUCUCCUCGCUUCCCAAUCUCUUCUGCCUCAGACACCCUUUAGACAUCACACUGGACACCAGCAGCAAGUCUGUCCUCAAGGUGGAGUCGGUGGAGAAGCUGUUUUGUAUCCUGAACUCAGACACCGUCGAUAUCUCCCUGAGAAGAUCGGCCGCAGAGCAGCUGUCUGUAGUGCUACAAGACACAACAAUGCACCCAGUGCUGAAGAAUCUUGGAAUAGCAGACAAAGUCAUUUCUUUCAUUAUGGGGAGUGUAAACGGCAACAAGAGCUUAGAUUGCCUGCUGGAGCCUUGUGUAUGUAUCCUGAGGAAGCUGGUGUAUGCUGAUCCAUCUCUGAGGCACAGUCUGGCACAUCGCAACCUCCUGCUCCUCACACUGCUCAGGGCAUCCUUGAUAUUGAAGGAGAACAAAGGCAAUGGCAGUGAGGUAGCUGUCCUGAUGAGUUUACUGCUGUUUGAUGAGAUUGCCAGCAUUGAAAUAUGGUCGGACAACUCCAACCCCGAUGUGACCCUCACGCCGUUCUCCCUGCCACUGUCAGUAAUCCGCAGGUACAACAUCCCAUUUCAGGCAGCGACUCAUCACGCUGUCAGCCCAUACUGCUGCGUCCUGCCCCCUUCCUCUGACCUGCUGACCUUAGCACCCGCCCGCCAAGCCCUGCAGGUGGCCUGGAACACUGCUUGGCACUCUGGGAUGGACGGCCUCCUUCAAGAGCUGCAUGGCGUCUCUACUGAUGAUGCUGAAUUUCAUCCUGACUUAAAGCUGUCAGAAGCACAGGUUCUGUCGCUGCAGGCAGUGCGCCUUCCUACUGCGCUGCAGGACUGCAUCAAGGCCAUCAUCACAGCAGCAGGACACGGCUCUGUGACCUCUGCCCUCUCCAGGCUCAGCCUCUAUUUACUGAUUGACCGACUGGCCCUCCCUCACAUCCCCACCCACACCUGCAGAGGCACCCUUCACUCGCUCAGCUGGCAGGCAGCAGUAACCAGGUUUCUCCAGGUGUGUCCAGCCUGUGUCGAGGAUGAGAGGUUGCUCGUGGGUAUUGUUGCAUUUUUGAAUGCCUACUUCAAACAGAUGCACACUGAGUCUGAAUCUGACCCAGAGGAUAAGGACCUGCGCUGGAUACUGGAGCUGCUUCUCAACCAGGAGGCCGCAUCCCUUCUUAAUUUGCUGCUUGGUGUGGAGACCCAGACCUCAACUCAGAGCCAGGGGGAGCCAGAGGAGCUGAAGAACCACGUCAGCCAGAGACUACAGAGAGAGCUCACCAGCUUCUUUAACAUCUUACUCCUCCGACUCGCACACACCACCGACAGGCUAUGUUUGGCAUUAGCGGGCCCCUUCAAGAGCCAGCUGGCAGUCCGUUUGCUUCAGAGCCUGCGGGUGUCUGACGCCCCGCGUUUCUAUGGCCUUCCCAGCCUGGAGAGGACACUGCAGGGCAUGGUCAGCCUGACUGCCCAGCCUGGCUGGAGCUCCCACUGCUCUGACCUGGAGCCCAUCUUGCUCUGCUCCAAGUAUCUCAGUGGGCUAUUAGAGGUGAUCUCCUCGUUUUAUGUAGAGUGGGGAGGAAACUCCAUGUCUUUCAUGGGGAAAGGUGUGACCAAGAAUGCUGUCAUCUGCUUGCUUCACCUGUCCCAUGAGAUGAUGGUUGAGAACAAGGACAAGGACUUCAUAUCCCAGUGGUCUUUGGGCAACGAGGCAGCUGCUGAGGAGGCGAGUGCCUCUCAGCUCGGUUUGGCCUGGCUCAUCCCGCUGUGGGUCGACCGCGAUCAAGAGGUGAGGUUUGCCAGUUUGGGUUUAGGCGCAGCUCUGUCCUCGGUGCCCAGCGGGUGCCAGGCUCUGUGUGCCAGCUGUCAGAACAUCAGCGGAGGUCUGUGGGGCACGUUGCUCAACAUCCUCCUGGAUCAGCAGGAGAGCAGCAUGGUCCGCAGAGAGGCUGCGUUUAUCCUGCAUAACUUGCUGGUGAUGCCCAUGCCUGCCAACGCAGAGGAGGCCAAGGACUCCCACUGGCAGCACCCGUGUGUCCACGAUGAGGUGUCCGGUGUGUCUUUGGUGGGUCUCCCAGCGCUCCAGGCUCUGCUUUACCACUGUCAGUACUUCCAACACGUGGCUCUCUCUGCCUCCAAAUGUUACCAAGGCAGGUACACUUUCCACCUGCAGCCUCGUCUUGCUGCUACCAGUGGGCCCAGUCCUCAGGAAAGCAGUUCACUGGAUUCUGAGAAUUCUCUGUGGUUUUGGAGAUGCGACCCACCAGCGCCCACUGUCGACUCCAGCAGACCUUCCAGCUCCCUCUCAACGUCUAGCACCAUGGUGAGAGGUUCAGGGCCACACACCCCUAAGAGUCCCUCCCUGCUGAACAUCACAGAUGAUACCCCUGCCAGCAGACUGACGGCUCAAGGCCAGAGUGACACGGACACCAGCGACUCGGUGACCUCCCAAGACUCCCGACAGGGCGAGCCCUCUGCCGCGGAGCCUGUCGUCAUGGUAACUCCCGACCUCAUGACGGCCCACUGUGGCCUGCUGACUAACCUGCUGGCCAUCCUGCCAGACUUCACCCUCACUGCCAUCCGACACAACCAGCUCCUCCAGGCACUGGCCAGUCUGGUGGAUAUUGGGCCCAUUGAGAAAUGUCUGACUGAGCUGAAGACACCCAACGUCCUACCAGGAGAGAGAGAAGACAUCAAGAUCCAGUUUGUCACCCUGCUUCGGUUCCUGUCCAGCUUUUGCAAACUGCUGCAGUCAUGCGUCACGGUGAGCCAGGAGCUGAUUGGGCAGAUGGACUUCCUGAAACAGCUGUUGAGUGCUCUGGUGGCAGUACUCAUGUUGGACAUCAGAGAAUUAGAUGCAGGUACCCGGGACGCGGUUUGUGUGUGCUGGGCAGACGUGUUUAUGCUCCUGGCUACUCUGGUGAGAAGGGACAGCUCAGCAGCGUACCCAUCUGUCUCUGCUGCGCUGGGGAGACGCUGGCGGACAUUUGCAGGAACAUUAUCAGUGUGUGUGGACGAGAAGUUCGCAGACCCUCGUCUCCACACAGUGGCUCUGCAGUUCCUCAGUACAGUUUUCACAGAGGAGGCAAAGUGUCUGGGUGCAGAGGUCACAACCUCCAGCUCUAAAUAUGCUGCUGCUUUGUCUGACAUUGUGAACGGUCCCUCAGCCGGCCAGCUGUGUGAGCUGUUGCUGCAGAGUUUUGAUAAGAGGACCCUUCAGGACCCUUUGAGGAAGCUGACAGCCAGAGCUCUGAUGACACUGCUAGCCUGCAGUCCCACAGCUCAAAGCCACGCAGCCAAAGCUGGUCUAAUUGACAGCUGUGUGGAGCAAAUGAAGCAGACUCACUCCCAGCUCCACCUGGAGUCCGUCCGGCCCGGCAAAGCCUCCCACCGCAAAAAGGAAGAAGGCCAUUUAAAGGAAGUCAAGCUGACGGUGGAUAUCCUGCGGAGUGCUCUUUACCGCAACGAUGAAUGCAAAGUUGUAGCCACAGAUGCUCGCCUCACACUGGCACUCUAUGCUCUUUGGCCUUGGUUCUUAUUGGACGACCACACUAUGGAGGCGGUUCUGGAGCUCCUGUGUGUCUAUACGGCCAACUGCACCACAGCGUGCAGUUGUGUUUGUGGCGGUGGCCCCGCUGUCACACCAGGAUCUAAAGCCACCCCUGGUAGCUCUCUGAUGCACUCUGUCAUGAAGCUGGCCUCGGGGGUUGCCCCAGAUAACAGCCCUGUUCAGAAGCUAGCCUUCUGUCUGUUGGCUAACCUCGCCAUGUCCCGUGACUGCAGAGGCCUCCUACAAAAGAAUAAUUUCCUACAAGCCUUCCUGUCAGUGCCAAUACCCAAGGCGGGUGGUGUUAAGGCCACGUCCGCAGGCUGUGGAGGUGUCGGGAGCCUACUGGGCCUGUGGCUGAGGCUGCUGGUUAGCCUCUCAUCCACGGAGGACGGCCAGCAGAGUAUCCUUAGGGUGACCGGAGUCCUGGAGCUGCUGGCAGACCUGGCACUGCAUCGGCGCCACGCACUCCUCACCCUUCACAACCUCUGCUUCUGCCCUGCCAACAAGCCACACAUCAUUGCCAACGACAAAGCCAUGAAGGUGCUGCUGUGCUGCUUGAACAGUAAAGUGAUGGAAACCCGCUCUAUGGGAGCGUCUGCACUUUGGGCGUUGCUCCAUAACAAUCAGAGGGCUAAGACCACUUUGAAGUGUCCCUCUGUUCGAUUGAGAAUCGAGGAGGCACGCACCAUCUCUAAGAAGGAUGCGGAGAACAAGCAGGAUCCUGUGAAUGCCUAUCUGUUGAAGUGCCUUGAAAACCUCUCCCAGCUGCUAAAUAACUGAUUGUAUUUAUAUUGUUUUGUAUCAUGUUCUAUCAAAUAUUAAUAAUUUUGAUAUUAAAGUGUCGAGUGGCAGAUUUG
Epinephelus moara (kelp grouper) is the source of this 6949-nucleotide messenger RNA. It is a transcript of the gene rttn, whose product is annotated as rotatin. Bases 129 to 6872 code for a protein of 2247 amino acids. The record is from RefSeq and is a predicted model, not a curated record. Gene Ontology annotation, biological process: centriole replication; centriole-centriole cohesion; ciliary basal body organization. The transcript has 49 exons. Gene Ontology annotation, cellular component: ciliary basal body; centriole; centrosome. Lineage: Eukaryota; Metazoa; Chordata; Actinopteri; Perciformes; Serranidae.